Helianthus annuus (common sunflower) is the source of this 623-nucleotide messenger RNA. RefSeq lists its product as uncharacterized. Lineage: Eukaryota; Viridiplantae; Streptophyta; Magnoliopsida; Asterales; Asteraceae. Bases 88 to 438 code for a protein of 116 amino acids. The record is from RefSeq and is a predicted model, not a curated record. The transcript has a single exon.
ACAACCACCAUUAAUCCAAAUUCAACCUCCUAACGACAUAUACAUACACAAAUCUGUAUCUAUAACAACCUUCACCGUCCGGCCACGAUGGUAUUCAACACGGUGCUACUUGCAUCAGUAGCCACCGUCUCCACCGACGUAUGGCAAUCCAUAGUAUGUUUCUCCGAUCGAAUCUCCACCCAAGAACUGUUCGAUCUUGUGAUUUGUUUUCCUCUUCAUCAGUUUAGUCAGUUUGCAUUAUGUUUGUGGAGUUUCUUCUGUCUUCCGUUUUCGCCUGCUGAUUCGUAUUACUAUUAUUCUUACACUUAUGAUGAUCAUGAAGAUUAUUCGGGUUCGGGUCCGGGUUCAGAUUCGGAUUCGGGUUCGGGUUCGGAUUUAAGUUAUGAUGGUGGUUGUUUUUCUGGUUAUGAUCCGUACUCCGAUGAUCAUUCCGACUGAUUAUUAUUAUUAUUGUUAUUUGUUUUUAUUGUGUAUAGAAUAUUUUAUGUUUUAAUUUUGUGAAGUUUUUUUAAUUUGAAGUACAUGUGAUUUGUUAGUUGACUUUUGUUUACUUUUGUUUUGUUUUGUUUUGUGAUUGAGGCUUUAGAUUCAUUGAAUUGAAGUUUAAACCUAUUGAUGAUUGA